GAAGAAACACUAUAAUCUUAUUAGUUGUUUACUACAUUUCGAGAGUGUAUAUUGGCACAAUUUAAAGAUGCUGUCAGCAAAGAACCCUCUCAAAACACCAAAAACAGUCACGAGUUUGAGGAAACUCCUGUUUGCGCUAUUUGCAUUAAGUGCCACUAUUUACGGAGCUCAUUGGCUGCUCCGGUGGCGCAAGCCCCGCCCCCGCCCAGCUAAGCCUCCGGAUUGGCUGCUCCGCUCGCCUGUCACCGAGACAUCAGCGGAGGCACGAGUUCGCGCUGCUCUCGCUGGAGUGUGAUCAGUUUGAGCCGCGUAGCGGGGCUCAGCGAGACCUGAUGCACAAGUCAAGGCGACGCGCAGCGGUGAUGAAGCCGGAUUGGCUCUGAUUUUUAAAAGCCCUUUCAUUCAAGAGGCUGUCCAUUAUCAACAUGGCAGAACCGUCGUAUCCAGUACCCCCUCGAAAAAUGGCGUCACUUAGCCGGGUCCGAGCCUUAACUCUGAUUUUCUUAACUGCAAGUAGUUAUUUAAUUACUCCCACAAGUGGCAAGGAAGGAGGGGGAGAGGAGACGGUCAUCAUCGGGCUGAGACUUGAGGACACGGACGACAUUUCCUUCAUGGACAGGGGCUAUCUGCGGGUCAGCGAGAGGUCUCGGGUGAGAUUGAGGGUGUACGGGCAAAACAUCAACAAUGAGACGUGGUCCAAAAUCGCCUUCACGGAGCACGAGAGGAGCCGAGUGAUUGGCACCAUCGACAGAUCCUCGGGGGACAACAAGAGUCAGGAGGACACGUCGGGCUUGCACCCCUGUGGCAUCAGGACCUCGGAUAUCCUCAUCCUGCCCAACAUCAUUCUGAACCGCAAGACAUCUGGCAUCGUGGAGCUCGAGGUCAAGCCUCUGCGAAAGACUGAGAGGAGCAAAGCGUACUACCUGUGCAUCGCCACCUCCACACCUGCCGCGGCGGGCGCGCACGACCCGUGGACGGAGAACACGUGGAUCUAUCACGACGGAGAGGACACCAGAGUGAUCGUGGUGGAGGAGAGGAAGUUCCUGCUGCCUUUCUGGCUCCAGGUCUUCUUCAUUUCCACGUUGCUCUGCCUCUCGGGCAUGUUCAGCGGCUUGAACCUGGGUCUGAUGGCGCUGGAUCCCAUGGAGCUGCAGAUCGUCCAGAACUGCGGGACGGAGAAGGAGAAGAACUACGCCAGGAAGAUCGAGCCCGUCAGGAGCCAAGGAAACUACCUGCUUUGCUCGCUUCUUCUGGGGAAUGUUCUGGUCAACACCACCUUGACCAUCCUGCUGGAUGAUAUCGCCGGUUCUGGAUUGAUAGCUGUAGUGAUGUCCACCAUCGGCAUCGUCAUAUUUGGAGAGAUUGUGCCUCAAGCAAUAUGUUCACGACACGGUCUUGCUGUGGGAGCGAAUACAAUCUUCUUGACCAAAUUCUUCAUGCUCCUCACUUUCCCCGCGUCCUAUCCGGUAAGUAAACUGCUCGACUAUCUCCUCGGACAGGAGAUUGGCACGGUGUACAACCGAGAGAAGCUCUUGGAGAUGUUGAGGGUCACGGAUCCUUAUAAUGACUUGGUGAAAGAGGAGCUGAACAUCAUUCAGGGCGCGCUGGAGCUCAGGACUAAGACCGUGGAAGAUGUCAUGACCCCGUUGCGCGACUGCUUCAUGAUCGCCGGCGACGCGUCGCUCGACUUCAACAGCAUGAGCGAGAUCAUGGAGAGCGGCUACACGCGCAUCCCGGUGUUCGAGGGCGACAGGUCCAACAUCGUGGACCUGCUGCUCGUCAAGGACCUUGCGUUUGUGGAUCCCGACGACUGCACCCCGCUGAAGACGAUCACCAAGUUCUACAGCCAUCCCUUACAUUUCGUCUUCAACGACACUAAACUCGACGCGAUGCUGGAGGAGUUCAAGAAAGGUAAAUCUCACCUGGCAAUAGUCCAGCGGGUUAACAACGAAGGAGAAGGCGACCCGUUUUAUGAAGUGCUUGGCAUUGUCACCCUAGAGGACGUCAUUGAAGAAAUCAUCAAGUCUGAAAUCCUGGAUGAGACAGACUUAUAUACCGACAACAAAACAAAAAAGAAAAUCACCCAUCGAGAGAGGAAGCAGGAUUUCUCGGCUUUCAAGCACAUGGACAAUGAAAUGAAGGUUAAAAUAUCACCUCAGCUUCUACUGGCUACUCUGCGUUUCCUAGCUACAGAAGUAGAAGCAUUUAGUCCAAACCAGAUGUCUGAGAAGAUCCUUCUACGUCUCCUCAAGCACCCCAACGUCAUCCAGGAGCUCAAAUAUAAUGAGAAGAAUAAGAAGGCCGUCGAACAUUACCUCUUCCACCGCAACAAGCCUGUGGACCACUUCAUCCUCAUUCUGCAGGGGAAGGUGGAGGUGGAGGCAGGGAAGGAGGGAAUGAAGUUUGAAGCUGGAGCGUUCUCCUCGUAUGGGAUGAUGGCUCUCACCACGUCUCCAGAAAACAAAUCCCCCCCUCGGUCAUUUGGACUGAACCAUUCUGACUCGUUAAAUCGUAGCGAGCGGAUUGAAGCCAUCACACCAUCACUGGGCAGCAGUAACCAUCAGCUCAAUGCCUUCCUGCAGAUGUAUGUGCCGGACUAUUCUGUCAGAGCUUUGUCAGACGUACAGUAUAUUAAGGUGACGCGCCAGCAGUAUCAGAACGCCAUCAUGGCGUCCCGCAUGGACAAGACGCCACAGUCCUCAGAGAGCGAGUACACCAAAAUCGAAUUGACUUUGACAGACCUCCAUGAUGGAGUGACUGAUGAAACCACCACCCUGUUCAACCAGACACAGAACUGUGUGGCCCACAACAAGACGAACCACACAGGCCACAGCGAGGGGGCCAUCUAGCCCUCAGUGGGGUGGUAGAGCGAAACCCUGGAGCUGCUCACCACCCCAAACCACUCCACUCUGGUAACGCAAUACUACUACUGGGACCUGAGCUUGGGUUGACCCAAGGCAAAAUGGGAUACUCCAGAGACCCGGUCCGGUCCCAUUCAUUCAGAUAAACCAUGGCGUCUAUGUUCCCCAGACCAAAGAGUUUGGAGGAUGGACAGUUUUUUUUCUCCAGCUACACUGGAACUGCCCCGGGAUGUUCACAAACACAAAGGAAAAACUCCAGGCAGAUGUUGUAAUAGGGUUAAUCAAAGACUGUUCCAAAUACUGCUUUGAAGGAAACCGUGAACCAAGAGGAUUCUACUCACAUAUUUAUUUAUUUUGUAUGCAUUUGUACAUACGUGCAUGUCUGAGGAUUUAAUUGUGGGCACAUUCAAGUACCAGUCUGUAAAUUGUGCAUGUGUAUGUGUGUGCCUCUAUGAGUGUCACUGAUAUCAUGCACAUGCU
Messenger RNA from Carassius gibelio (silver crucian carp), 3341 nucleotides. It is a transcript of the gene cnnm2b, whose product is annotated as cyclin and CBS domain divalent metal cation transport mediator 2b. NCBI's taxonomy places the organism in Eukaryota, Metazoa, Chordata, Actinopteri, Cypriniformes, Cyprinidae. Gene Ontology annotation, molecular function: magnesium ion transmembrane transporter activity. The coding region runs from base 426 to 2849 and encodes 807 amino acids. Gene Ontology annotation, biological process: transport; magnesium ion homeostasis. The record is from RefSeq and is a predicted model, not a curated record. The transcript is spliced from 7 exons. Gene Ontology annotation, cellular component: plasma membrane.